Messenger RNA from Micropterus salmoides (largemouth bass), 1507 nucleotides. Its product is annotated as cell division cycle-associated protein 7-like. The record is from RefSeq and is a predicted model, not a curated record. The transcript is spliced from 9 exons. Gene Ontology annotation, cellular component: nucleus. Lineage: Eukaryota; Metazoa; Chordata; Actinopteri; Centrarchiformes; Centrarchidae. Bases 123 to 1406 code for a protein of 427 amino acids. Gene Ontology annotation, biological process: regulation of DNA-templated transcription.
UGCUCCCCUGAACUACAAAACAAGCGCGCCCAAUUUCCAAUCAGAUUAAUUGGACAGGUAGUUGCGUGCGGGCGAAACUAGCUAAACUUCAGGAGCUGCAGUCCACUGACGUCAAGAAUAAAAUGGCAGGAGUUUUAGGAAUGCACUCCUUUACAAAAGAGCUAACUUUAGCUGAUGUUUUCGCCGAGGACUCUGAAAAUGAGCGAACAUUUUAUGGGUUUUCUGACAGCGAACUCAGCGACCACUGCAAUGAGAAUUCAAAUUUGGAAGAUGAAGCCCAGCCUGACCUUUUCCCCAAGGAGCAGAAAGCCACAUCCAAACCAUCUUCUGGUUCCCAAACCUUCAAGCUGAGGGUUGCUCUCUGCUCCACUGCUUCUACCAUGCACUCCAGUGACGAUGAGGACGCAGAGGAGGAAGAAAAGAUGACAAAACAGAGAGGGGUGAAGAAGGCAGGAAAGACCAGUGGGGCAAAAUUAGUGAAACAUGUUAAAUUUGAGGAUGAAGAGACCCCAGUGGCUCCUGAGGAGAGCGGAUCUGAUUCGGCAGAAGAUGUAUCGGAUUCUUUCCUGGCCAAGAGACAACAGAACAUCAAGGCCAACAAAGCAAUGUUGGCCCAGCUAAUGGCAGACCUUUACAAGAUGCCAGGAGGUGCAGGGCUACUGAAGAAAAAAGCAGGCAAACAGAAGACAAAAGAGAGAAGUUCUCGUCCACCAUGCUCCGGUGCAGCUGGAAGAGGGAGGAAGAACCCAGAGCGGGUGACUCGCAGACAGACCCGCUCUAUGGGGGGAGGUGCAGAUCCUUCAGCACCUAAGGAGGAAGAACUGGAACUCAGCUUGGAGGAGGAGCUGCUGGAGGUACGCCGAGCCCCACAGCGACGUGGCGCCCCACGACCUAAUCAGUGCAAACCUCAUUUUAUCCGUCCUGUUGAGGACAUCACAGAGGCUGAGCUUCAGCUGGUCGCAGAUAACAUGACUGAGAAAGUCUACAACAGAGUCACAGGCUCCACGUGUCAUCAGUGCCGUCAGAAAACUGUCGACACCAAGACGUGCUGCCGCAGUGAGGACUGUCGGGGGAUUCAGGGUCAGUUCUGCGGGCCGUGCCUGAGGAACAGAUACGGAGAGGAUGUCAAGAAGGCGCUGCUUGAUCUGGUUGGACUGCUGACACGCACCCUACACCUGUGCAGAUGCACAUUAUUUCAGUAUUUAAUGAUUGGAAGUGCCCUCCAUGUCGUGGCAUUUGCAACUGCAGCUUCUGCCGCCAGCGUGAGGGCCGCUGCCCGACUGGCAUCCUGUUCCCUCUGGCUCAGUACCACGGCUUCUCGGACGUCCACUCCUACCUCAGCAGGUGGUUUUGAUAAAUUCAGCCUCUGUAACAAACUGAAGAGUGAGGAUAACGAUGUAGAGUGACAUCAACACUAGGGGGAGCACUUGAUAAAUUCUCUUUUACUUUGAAGUCCUAGUAAAAUGUAAACCUGUGAUUUUACAUGAAUAAAGUAUUUUUUGAUCAG